AUGGACUUUGAGAAAGCAUUUGACCAUGUAAAUUGGGAUAUUCUUGAUGAAAUCAUGGCUAAGAUGAAUUUUGGAAACAAAUGGAGGAGUGAAGCUUUAUCCUUCUUGAUCAAGCAAGCUCAAGAAAAUGGUUUAAUUUCUGGUUUUAAGGUGGCUGAAAGUGGUACUGUUGUCAGUCAUUUGCAAUUUGCCGAUGACACUUUAAUCCUUUUAGAUGCAGAUACUGUCCAAGUUGAGAAUAUAAGAAUUCUUCUCUUAUCUUUUGAGCAACUUACAGGCUUAAAAAUUAACUUUGCAAAAAGUGAAAUUUUUGGUGUUGGAUAUUCUGGAGAUAUUGCUCAAUUUUCUUCUAUUCUGGGUUGUUAUCAUGGUGUUUUGCCAACUUAUUAUCCGGGUUUGCCUUUGGGUGAUAAGAGUGGUGGUGUUGCAAAGUGGGAGAUGAUUAUGGAAAGAUUUAUCAAAUACCUUACUGGAUGGAAAAAAGAAACUCUAAAUAGAGCAGGUAAAAUUGCUCUUAUUAAUAGUGUUUUGGCAAGUCUGCCAGUUUACUAUAUGUCUUUGUUUGUUAUGCCAGCUUCUGUGGAUAAAAGUCUUGAACAGAUCAUGAGAAAAUUUUUAUGGAAUGAUAACAAAGUCUCUAGAACCAAAGAUUUAACAGUGGCAGAUGUUUUUGAUGCCAAUGCAGAUGAUUGGAAUUUACUCUUACCAAGAAGAAUGUUACAUGCUGCUAGAUUGGAACUCUCAGGUGAAAUUCUAUGGAACACUACCAGUAAAGGUCAAUUCUCAGUAAAGACAACAUAUGAUACUCUUGCCAAUGAUGAUUUUGAUCCAGCACAUCAACACAUUUUUCAGUUCAUUUGGGGACAAAAUCUUCCACCAAAAAUCUGCUUAUUUCUUUGGACUUUAUCUCAUAUUAGUUUUCCAACCAGAGAUAUGCUUAGGAGAAGGAGAAUUGAAGUCGCUCCAACAUAUUUAUCCUGCAAUCAUCAUGAAACAGUCAAACAUGUUUUUCUUCAUUGCAGCUUUGCAGGCACCAUUUGGAAUCAUUUCAAAGAGAAGAUGAAAUGGAAUUUCACUAUGCCAGAUGACCUUUUCACCAUGUUGCUCUCUUGGGGUAAUUCUCAGCUUCAUGCUCAACAACUUCAAAUAUUGCACAUGAUACCUAUUUCUAUUAUUUGGUGCAUUUGGAAAGAAAGGAAUGCAAGAGCCUUUCAGAGCAAGGAAAGCAAUGCGAUUUCUAUUCAAAAUAGAAUCAAGUACACUUUAUUUACUUGGUGCUUAGUGUUCAAGAAUUUUGAGGAUAAAAGUUUCAAAUAUGUAAUGUCUAGUUGUCCUAGGAUGUACUUUGAUUGA
Papaver somniferum (opium poppy) is the source of this 1353-nucleotide messenger RNA. RefSeq lists its product as uncharacterized. The record is from RefSeq and is a predicted model, not a curated record. Bases 1 to 1353 code for a protein of 450 amino acids. Lineage: Eukaryota; Viridiplantae; Streptophyta; Magnoliopsida; Ranunculales; Papaveraceae. The transcript has 4 exons.